Messenger RNA from Sinocyclocheilus grahami, 709 nucleotides. Its product is annotated as sialoadhesin-like. Gene Ontology annotation, biological process: cell surface receptor signaling pathway; immune response. Gene Ontology annotation, cellular component: external side of plasma membrane. The annotation marks the transcript as partial. The transcript is spliced from 4 exons. Gene Ontology annotation, molecular function: transmembrane signaling receptor activity. Lineage: Eukaryota; Metazoa; Chordata; Actinopteri; Cypriniformes; Cyprinidae. The record is from RefSeq and is a predicted model, not a curated record.
AUGACACCGGACAGCAGUUAUUUUUAUUAAUGUGUCAGUAUGGGGUCUGGUACGCUGCCUCUCAUUCUCUUGCUGAUGUCCUUCUUCCACGCUGGACUCACUCAAGCGAUACCAAAACCUGUAGUGAAGGUGAGUCCAGAUCAGCGUGUGUUCAGCGGAGAGACAGUCACUCUCACAUGUGACAUACAGAGAGCAGGAGACAUUCAGUGGACAUACAGCUGGUUUAAAGAUGGAAACACUUUCUAUCAGUAUGCAACAGCAGCAGCAAAGUACAGUUUCAGAGCUGCUGAUGAGUCUUACAGUGGUGAAUACAGCUGUAGAGGACAGAGAUCAGACUCACAGAGAUCACACACCAGUGCUGCUGUUACACUGACUGUAUCAGGUUUACCCAGAUCUACACUGACUGUGACUCCAGACAGUCCUGUGUUCACUGGAGAGACAGUCACUCUGACAUGUGUGAUUGAGUCUUACAGUAACUGGAGAUAUGAGUGGACACCUGAGUGGAGAUAUGAGUGGACACCUGAGUGGAGAUAUGAGUGGACUAAAGACACAGACAGUGUAAUGUUACAGGCGUCUGAGCGUUACACUGUAAACAGAGACACUCUCACUAUCAGAGGAGCGAAUGAGUUUGAUCAGGGUUGGUACUGGUGUAGAGGACAGAUAAGAUCAGUCUCAUCACAAUCAAGCUCUGUUUCUCUCUCUGUGAACG